Molecule: messenger RNA, 1018 nt
Organism: Megalopta genalis
Lineage: Eukaryota; Metazoa; Arthropoda; Insecta; Hymenoptera; Halictidae
Source: RefSeq, a predicted model, not a curated record
AACUUCGUUCCAAGUAAAAAAAUUUUUUAUUUCAUUGAACAAAUCGGCAAUUACUUAGUUUCCAACCCAAUAGUUCCGUGCUUGAUGCGGAUAGAAUAGACGACACUCCUGCGAAAUAAAGCGAAAUUUUCACUAUUUUCUUCGAAUAUUCUAUGUUCGGUACAAUAAAACAAAAACAGGUGUGAACCGAGGGCGACCGAUCUUUUUUUUUCGAUCCACGAUGUGUCAUUCAGUCCCGCGCUUGACUUCAACGAUGUUGGCGUUGUAAUAUUCCUCGACAAUCCUCGAUCAUCCAAUGUUGGCUGGCUUAUAUCGUCGGCAAGCGUCCUAAAAAUUUCCCGUGUCUCCCGAUACUUCGAUGCGGUUGCAGGCAAUAACAUGUCUUCGCCCCUAACCUGUAAGAAGCGAGCAAACAGCGUUAGUUUCACAAAGAUGAUCGACGCGAAUCAAAUCAGCAAUAAAGUGAACAGCGUGCACAGAGAAUCCGAUACAGCAUUAUUCCGCGGAUCCAAUAAAACGUUGUCGCUGGCGAACUCGGCGUCGGUGUACCUGUUGAACGCGUUGGACGUUCUGCUUUUGAUCAUCGUCGCGCCGUACAUGUUCUGGCAAUGCGCCACCGCAAACGAUCGCGUGAAAAUCAUCGCUCGCGCUGUCCUGGAAGUCGCGUUGGAAUUGCUGAUGUGGAUGAUCUUCGCCGGUGUGUCCGUAUUGAUGACUGCCGCUUUCCUGCUUGAGAACACCUAUCUGGGCAAAAGCGACUCGGAUAGAGCACAACCGAUCGAUAUAAAAUUCGUGAACCCGAGAAACUCGAGGAUACCGGACUCCCAUGAUUUCUCCACGCGACCGGAGGAACCAAGGAAUCCCGAUUAGUCGACUUCGGACGUUUUUACAACAGUCUCUGGUGCUUUUUGUAAAUCGAAUGUAUCCCUGAAACGUCGAUCAGAAGAACUAUAAAGGAAGAUAAACGCUCCGCAAACAACAUGUGAUUUUAAAAACGAAACGACACGGUUCAAAGAAA